This is a messenger RNA of Glarea lozoyensis ATCC 20868, 3237 nucleotides long. RefSeq names its product P-loop containing nucleoside triphosphate hydrolase. Gene Ontology annotation, biological process: RNA catabolic process; maturation of 5.8S rRNA. The transcript is spliced from 2 exons. Bases 1 to 3237 code for a protein of 1078 amino acids. Gene Ontology annotation, molecular function: RNA helicase activity; RNA binding; ATP binding. The record is from RefSeq and is a predicted model, not a curated record. Gene Ontology annotation, cellular component: nucleus. Lineage: Eukaryota; Fungi; Ascomycota; Leotiomycetes; Helotiales; Helotiaceae.
AUGGAUGACGACCUCUUCGAUGUGUUCGACGACAAACCUCGGAUGGCCGUCGUAACGAAACCCCGGAAGGAAAAGAAGCACAAGAAAGAUAAAUCGAAGAAGAGGAAUCUCAAUGGGAAUGUCAAGCCAGCGGCCGAGGAGGCUGACGGCGAUGCGGAGAUGGUAGAGGCGGAAGCUGCGCCAGAACCGGAAGAAGAGGAAGAGGGGGAAGACAAUGAUCUGGUUGAGAAGAAAGAUACGAAGAGACGCAGAUUGGAGCAGGAAGCCGAACCAGUCGUCACCGAUGCUUUCGAAACCGCGCAAUCCAGAGAAGUCGCAGCAUCAGCAGGUCUGCAGGCAAAAGAUGACGGAGCUCUUGUUCUUCAGCACAACAUACAGCAUCAGGUCUCCUUACCGCCAGAUUAUGUCUAUGUACCGAUUUCGCAGCACAAGUCGCCAGAGAAACCCGCCCGCACCUGGCCCUUCGAAUUGGAUCCGUUCCAGAAAGUUUCCAUUGCCUCGAUUGAAAGGAACGAGAGUGUUCUGGUCUCUGCGCAUACUAGUGCUGGAAAGACGGUGGUUGCAGAGUAUGCCAUUGCUCAGUGUCUGAAGAACAACCAGAGGGUGAUUUACACUAGUCCAAUUAAGGCGCUCAGCAAUCAAAAGUAUCGAGAGUUCGCGGCGGAAUUUGGUGACGUGGGACUCAUGACCGGAGAUGUCACAAUCAAUCCUACUGCGACUUGUUUGGUCAUGACUACAGAGAUUCUGCGAAGCAUGUUGUAUAGAGGAUCUGAGAUCAUGCGCGAGGUUGCGUGGGUAGUCUUCGACGAGAUUCAUUACAUGCGAGACAAAUCACGAGGUGUUGUAUGGGAGGAGACAAUCAUCUUGUUGCCGGACAAGGUCAGAUAUGUUUUCCUCUCCGCAACUAUUCCAAAUGCCAUGCAAUUCGCAGAAUGGAUCACGAAAACUCAUCAACAACCUUGCCAUAUUGUAUACACCGAUUUCCGGCCAACACCAUUGCAGCACUACUUUUUCCCAGCCGGAGCUGACGGAAUACACCUUAUCGUUGAUGAGAAGGGCAACUUCCGUGAAGAUAACUUUCAGAAAGCCAUGGCCACCAUAGAGGAAAAGAAAGGAUCAGAUCCAUCCGACAUAAAUGCGAGGCAGAAAGGAAGGGGUAAGAACAAAAAGACAAAUACUGGUGGCAACAAAGACACUUCAGACAUUUACAAGAUUGUUCGAAUGAUCAUGUUGAAGCACUACAAUCCGGUCAUCGUAUUCAGCUUUAGCAAGCGAGAAUGUGAAGCAUAUGCUUUGCAGAUGAGCACUAUGGCGUUUAAUGACGACUCCGAAAAGGCGAUGGUCAGCAAGGUCUUUGAGAGCGCGAUCGAAUCAUUAUCGGAAGAAGACAAAACUCUACCACAGAUCCAACACAUUUUACCGUUACUUCGCAGAGGUAUAGGAGUCCAUCAUUCUGGCUUGCUCCCUAUUCUGAAGGAAACCAUUGAAAUUCUUUUCCAGGAGAAUUUAAUCAAGGUCUUGUUUGCCACGGAGACUUUCUCGAUUGGUCUGAAUAUGCCUGCGAAAACCGUUGUCUUUACAAGUGUUCAGAAGUUUGAUGGUACUUCGCAACGAUAUUUAACACCUUCAGAGUUUGUACAGAUGUCCGGACGUGCUGGAAGAAGAGGUCUUGAUGACAGAGGUAUUGUCAUCAUGAUGAUCAACGAUAAGAUGGACCCCCCAACAGCUAAAGAAAUUGUUCGAGGAGAGCAAGAUAAGUUGAACUCAGCAUUCUAUCUUGGCUACAACAUGAUUCUGAAUUUGAUGCGAGUUGAGGGUAUAUCACCGGAAUUCAUGCUGGAACAUUGCUUCUAUCAAUUUCAAAAUACUUCUGGUGUCUCGGGUCUGGAAAAAGAUCUUCAUGAUUUACAAAUAGAACGAGACUCGGUCGAAAUUCCUGAUGAAGCCAUCAUCAAGGAGUACUUCGACCUCCGGCAACAGCUUACGCAGUAUACAAAGGACAUGCGCGAUGUCAUCAAUCAUCCCAACUAUUGUUUACAAUUCAUGCAACCCGGUAGAAUUGUUCACAUUAAAUACCAAGAUCAGGAUUACGGGUGGGGCGCUGUUGUCAAGUUUACACCCAGAAGACCUGCCAAGGACGAAAGCAACCCACUCGCUCCACAGGAGUCUUAUAUACUCGAUGUUCUUUUGCGCAUUUCUGAUCAUUCUCAUGUUCCAACACAAACAACAACAGACAUCCCACCAGGUCUGCACCCACCAGCCGAAGGCGAGAAGGGCAAAAUGGAAGUUGUUCCCGUGCUACUUUCAUGCAUCGAAGCUAUUGGUCACGUCCGUAUAUUCAUGCCUAAGAGCCUCACGCAUACUGACGAGCGAAAUACCGUUCGAAAAUCGCUUGAGGAAGUCAGCCGCAGGUUUCCAGACGGAAUCAGCGUUUUGGACCCUAUUGAACACAUGGGCAUCACGGAUGAUUCCUUCAAAAAGCUGCUUCGUAAGAUUGAAGUUCUUGAAUCUCGUCUACUCGCAAACCCCCUCCAUAAUUCUCCUCGUCUCCCAGAACUGUACAACCAGUACGCAGGAAAGAUCGAUAUGGGUCUGAAAAUCAAAGAAAAGAAGAAGGCAAUUACUGCGGCGCUCAGCAUCAUGCAGUUGGACGAGCUCAAGUCUCGAAAAAGAGUGUUGCGUCGACUGGGAUUUAUCAAUGAUCAAGAAGUUGUUCAGCUCAAAGCUCGUGUGGCUUGUGAGAUCUCUACAGGCGACGGUCAUGAAUGCCUGCUUGCCGAGUUACUCUUCAAUCGCUUCUUCAAUGAGAUGUCGCCUGAAAUGUGUGCAGCAGUCCUUUCGUGCUUCAUUUUCGAGGAGAAGAGUCAAGCACCUGCACUCAAAGAAGAGCUUUCAAAAUAUUUUAGAGAGAUUCAGAGUCAAGCCAGAAUCAUGGCAAAGGUCAGCCAGGAAAGCAAGUUAAAGGUCAACGAGGAUGAGUAUGUAGAGAGCUUCAAGUGGCAGCUCAUGGAUGUUGUCUUGGCUUGGGCUCAGGGAAAAUCCUUUGCCGAGAUUUGUAAAAUGACAGAUGUUUACGAGGGAUCACUCAUCCGCCUGUUCCGACGUUUGGAGGAGUUGUUGCGACAAAUGGCUCAAGCCGGGAAAGUGAUGGGCUCUGACGAGCUGUCAGCCAAGUUCGAAGAGUCGUUGUCCAAGAUUAGACGAGAUAUUGUGGCUGCUCAAAGUUUGUACCUGUAA